Messenger RNA from Purpureocillium takamizusanense, 704 nucleotides. RefSeq lists its product as uncharacterized. Lineage: Eukaryota; Fungi; Ascomycota; Sordariomycetes; Hypocreales; Ophiocordycipitaceae. The coding region runs from base 25 to 462 and encodes 145 amino acids. The record is from RefSeq and is a predicted model, not a curated record. The transcript has 5 exons.
CAGAUAUAACAGGAAAACGAAAGAAUGAAGUUCGACUCGAUCCUAGCGCUGGCCGUUCUCGCCGUCGGCGGCACUGACGCGGCGGGAACGCCCACCGAGCCCGUUACGACCUUGGCCAAGGUCAGGCGAGACACGUCUCCGAGCCCAACUCUUGCCGACGGCCACAAUCUGUUCGGUUGUGUGACCAAGAACUGGGUCGCGCCAUGCGUGCACGUGCCGUUCUACUGGGACACUUGCUUCUCGUUCAGGGACAACCCGGUCAGCGGCGUGAAUCUGUACCACAACAUGCGAUCGGCCGGCACCGACGACGACGCCAUCUGCACCCUGUACAAUGGCGACAACUGCGACAGCGGCGUUGAGACGCUGGUGUUGCCGUUUGGCGGCACGGGCGACAUGGGGAGCCAGUCGGCCCACUGGGGCUCCUUCAAGUGCACCAAGAGCCUCUACUCGUGCAUUGGAUAAGUGUACGGCGACGGCAUCUCUGCAAACACGAUCCGACAGCUUGCAUUAGAGGCUUCCCUAGCUGAGGGACUUGGGAUAGUGGAAGACCCUCAAUCGAGUGCUCUCGGCGACAUUACCUAACUCUGACGGACGUGUGUGGCGGCUCAUGGCUGGAAGAAAACGUCAGGUCAGCGCAAUCGAGCCGUGUUUGUGUUCCUCUUCGUUUAGCAUCGUUUAGCUACGUUGAAUAUGUCAAUUAUAAG